CCUUCGCCGGGAUGUAUGAGAGCGCCUGGCUCGGGCCGGCGCCCAAGUUUGCCUGAAAGCUGUGUGAGACUUGAUGGGGUGGAGCCCUUUGAGGCCCCAGCGACCAUGGCGGUUUUUCACGACGAGGUGGAGAUUGAGGACUUCCAGUAUGACGAGGACGCGGAGGCCUAUUUCUACCCCUGCCCAUGUGGGGAUAACUUCUGCAUCACCAAGGAAGAUUUGGAGAAUGGGGAAGACGUGGCCACGUGUCCUAGUUGCUCUCUCAUCAUAAAAGUGAUAUAUGACAAAGAUCAGUUUAUGUGUGGAGAAACAGUCCCAGCCCCUUCCACCAACAAAGAACUAGUUAAAUGCUGAAGAAGGCGUUAGGGUUCGCAACCCUACACACUUGGGAAAGCAAAGUCCCUUCUCUUCCUGGUGGCUGCCACUGUGAGGGUUGCUGUUCCCUCAUCUGCUCUUAAAGAAGUGAGUGCACAGUUUGCCUGGAUUUCAUGCUUAGACCUUUGGAUUGGAAAUGUUCUUAUUGUCCAUCUGAAUUGAAAGGAAGAACAUUUCUGAUCAUUGCUAGCUUGCUUUCUGUUUGACCAUUUGUAUAUCCUAUACCUAAUUACUUCGUUCUUUGAUAACAGCAUCAUCUACCUCAAAGUCACUAGGAUUCCUUAAUAAAAAGGGGGUUUUAUUUUUGAUUUGGUUGGUAAGAUUAUAAAAUUAGCUCUUUCUUUGACAUGUUCACUUAGCUGUUCAGAACUUUAGUUCCCUUGUCAGUUCUGCACUUCGGGUCCCCACGUGAAACCAGCACCUCAGUUUUGCCAUGCUCACCGGUGAAAACCUGUCAUUUCCAUUAUACGUUGUGCGGCCAGCUCUGGUCAUGAUAUUAAAGUAAAAAACACCGAGCUCACGAUUUCUCCAGAACUGAAAACAGUAAGGAAAGAAAGUCAAGAAGUGGCGUGUUCAAAGACUGUGGAGCUUCCCUACCAAUCUUCUGCAUGUUCCUUGAAAAUUGGGACAGGAUCAAAAGGAAAACUGCUGAAGGACGUGAAAUUGAUAACCAAAUAAGUGAAAGUUUUGCCAAAUUAGUGAGUUUAAAUACUUGAAAGAUCUUGUCAGGUCAGAGCAAAUAAUGUCUGUGUCUGGGUUCUUGUUUGUCUAUGUGUCUUUAGCUUAGGCUCAUGAAAUUGCAUUCCAGGUAUGGCUUACGUCUGCCUUCACAGUAUGCUCGGCAAACCCCAUGACUACUCCUAAGGGUAGCGUGGCCACAAUGACUCUCGCAUUUGCUAAAAAUAAGCUUGAAAAUGAAAUAUUAGGGCACACCUAAUAAACCUGGAUACCUAUAACCAAACCACACAUUUAUUCAGAGAAAUAUGGCCCUGGAGUAAAGGAAAUACAUAAAGAAAGACCAUCCGUCUUUUGCUGCAAGGCUGAGAGUAGCAACAUUAGAAUCACUUACAUGGAAAUUCAGAAAUUCCCUUUAUAUAUACGAUUUUGUGUAUAUAAUGUUAACAGAACUUACAGGAGGCUUUGGGACUAGCUCCUGCAAUUAGAAAACUAGCUCGCCGGAAUGUGACUCUCCUUUACUGGUAAAUGUGCCACGCACACUCUUAAAGGGUUUACUCUGAUAUGGUGAGAAGUCAUAACUGGGGCACUAACACCCCAGAAAUGGUCCACAGCUGUUAGGAACUAAUGAACGCUGAGAAGAACGAAGCAGGAUCCAUGCGAGCAGUGGGAAGGAGAAACGAACAGCCCCAUACACAGAUGAUGAUUUUGUAAAUAUCAGAGAUGCAUUAGUUGCCUCUGCUGCUGCUGAAUUGCAAACAAGGACACCUUGAUGGUCUGUGAGCAUGAAAGAGCAGGAGAAGUUGCCCGAGUCCAUCCCAGGUGAAGCAUAAAGGGCUCUAGCAAUCAGUGACCUGUGGUAAGCUGCCCUCAUGAGAAUAAUUUUAAGGUCAGAGCAACUGAGUCACUAGGUUUACUUUUACCACAAAGCACACAUCAGGAUUUAACACUCUGUGAGACAGGAAGUAAAACCAGGAUCUUUCAGUUAUGACUAGGGUUCUGGGGGAUUUAUGUGCCUGCCUUAAGCUCAACAGACAUUUCAGAGCGCCUCAGAAAUGGUCUGUAAUGCAGGCUCUGUCUUACUAUCUCGUAACCUUUGGCAAGGCUAGUGAGUUCCUCAUCUGUACAACUAGAAGAUGAUCAGGCGAUAUCUUUCAGAUUCAGUCAUCAUAGAUUGGAAGAGCUGAAGUCAUUGAAAUCUCCAUGAACUCAAAACGAAAUCAUGAUAAAGUGACUGUUCUUCAGUAACUUCAGUACUCACAGUUCUGAAUUUGGAAAUGGUCAAGUCAUCUGUUGAAAGGAAUUUUGUAUAUAUUUGAGAUGUUCAGAAAACACCCCAUAUUUUUGAUAAUUGUACAUAUUAAUUUAUUACCAGAAUAAAUUAUAUUGGCAUACUAAAUAAAGUCAGAUCAAUCAGAUCCAUUCGUUUUGAUGUAAUUUUUCUUCCCCUAAAUAACAUUUUGUGUUAAGUGGUUUUGAUGGAGUUUUGACUGAGGAGGAAGUCUGUAGCCUGUUUGGGGCAUGUAAAUAGUUAUUUUGGUAUAAAAAGCA
Condylura cristata (star-nosed mole) is the source of this 2601-nucleotide messenger RNA. It is a transcript of the gene DPH3, whose product is annotated as diphthamide biosynthesis 3. The transcript is spliced from 3 exons. NCBI's taxonomy places the organism in Eukaryota, Metazoa, Chordata, Mammalia, Eulipotyphla, Talpidae. Gene Ontology annotation, biological process: protein histidyl modification to diphthamide. Bases 16 to 354 code for a protein of 112 amino acids. The record is from RefSeq and is a predicted model, not a curated record. Gene Ontology annotation, molecular function: metal ion binding.